GCGCGCAAUGAGGCAUUUCCUUAUCAAAAAGCACGAGAGUAGAUAAGAAGAGCCCUCUAUUUCCCUUCCUGGAAAGAAAAGAAACACCAUUACAAAUGGCCUCUGUUUCACUAACUCUCCUAUCACCCCUAUUCUCAAAUUCUUCGAAAUCUUCAUUAAAACUUGGAAUCUCUAAUGCAAAUCAAACAUCAAUUCAAGAAAGCCUCAACCUCAUCUGUAUCGAUAGUAAAAGAGGAGUCAGCGUGAGUCAGAGGAGAGAAACAUUGAUUAAAGGGCUGGCACUGCUGCCGCUGGUGGUAUUCGGAGGAGCUCCCAUUUCAGAAGCAAGAGAAGUAGAGGUGGGGUCGUACCUUCCGCCAUCCCCCACCGACCCUUCUUUCGUCGUCUUCAAGGCCUCCCCAAAAGACACCCCAGCUCUACGCGCAGGAAAUGUGCAGCCGUACCAGUUUCUUAUCCCACCCACAUGGAAGCAAAGCCGAGUGGCCAACAUCUUGUCGGGAAAUUACUGCCAGCCCAAGUGUGCAGAACCAUGGGUAGAAGUGAAGUUUGAAGAUGAAAAACAGGGGAAAAUCCAAGUGGUGGCAUCUCCUUUGAUACGUCUAACAAACAAGCCAAAUGCAUCGAUCGAAGAAAUUGGGGACCCCGAGAAAGUGAUUGCAUCACUUGGUCCUUUUGUCACUGGAAAUUCCUAUGACCCGGAUGAACUCCUUGAAACAUCUGUCGAAAAACGUGGGCAACAGACGUACUACAAAUAUGUUCUUGAGACUCCAUUUGCUAUAACGGGUUCCCACAAUCUUGCAAAAGCAACUGCAAAAGGAAGCACCGUUGUAUUGUUCGUGGCUAGUGCUAAUGAUAAACAGUGGUCCACAUCCCAGAAAACUUUAAAAGCCAUGCUUGACUCAUUUGAAGUCUAAUUUUAUGCUACACUUGCAUUACAUUUGAUUUGAGGGAGAAACACAAUGGGAAUUUUAUUUAAUCUAUAGAGAUUAGAUAUACAAUACAUGUAUUUUUAUUAUAUUCUUAUCCUAUCCAAUAUUCGGAAGAUUAAUCAUAACCAUAUUUUCUAUUCUGUAA
This is a messenger RNA of Gossypium raimondii (Peruvian cotton), 1074 nucleotides long. RefSeq names its product psbP domain-containing protein 6, chloroplastic. Lineage: Eukaryota; Viridiplantae; Streptophyta; Magnoliopsida; Malvales; Malvaceae. Gene Ontology annotation, molecular function: calcium ion binding. Gene Ontology annotation, biological process: photosynthesis. The transcript has 3 exons. Gene Ontology annotation, cellular component: photosystem II oxygen evolving complex; extrinsic component of membrane; photosystem II. The record is from RefSeq and is a predicted model, not a curated record. Bases 96 to 914 code for a protein of 272 amino acids.